UCGGCUCUGGAAGAACUAAGAUAACUAAGUGAAGAUGUUAUUUUCGGUGGUUUGCCUAGCCAUCACCGUAUUCGCGAUGGUGCUUUUAUACGAUAUGAGACGCCCUAGGAAAUAUCCACCAGGUCCAAAUAUUAUUCCUAUAGUAGGAAGCUAUUUGCAAUAUAGAGAAAGGCUGAAAGCAUUGGGAUACCACCAUCUAGUCUGGAUGGAGUUGUACCAAAAGUAUGGCGAAGUUGUUGGCAUGAAACUGGGAAGGAACUAUGUCGUAGGAGUUUUCGGAUCUGAAGCAAUUAAAGAGGUGUUAAGCAGAGAAGAUUUCGACGGACGACCAGAUGGGUUUUUCUUUAGACUUCGUACGUUCGGCAAAAGAUUAGGUAUCGUGUUCUCAGAUGGCCAAUUUUGGCAAAACCAAAGGAAAUUCUCUAUUCAACACCUCCGCAAUUUCGGUUUUGGAAGACGGGAAAUGGAAGAGAAGAUCCACGAAGAAACUCGCGCCCUAAUUGAGCAUUUUAAAAAGAACGAUGCUGAGCCAGUUUUCAUGCACAAUGCCUUCGAUAUUUCUGUACUAAACGCUCUUUGGGCCAUGAUGGCAGGACAACGGUUCGAAACUGACGACGAGAGGUUAAGAAAACUUUUGCAAAUCAUUCACGAUGCGUUCAGAUUGGUAGAUAUUUCUGGGGGAUUAUUGAAUCAAAUGCCUUUUUUGAGGUAUAUAGCUCCGGAUGCUUGUGGGUAUACGCAGAUUAGAAAUAUUCUGGAGAGAAUGUGGGAUUUUUUAGAGGAAACGAUUGAAGAACAUAAAAAGACAGUUUCAGAUUCGCAGCAACCAAGAGACCUUAUCGAUGCAUUUUUACAAAAGAUUGAUGUUAAAAGCGAUCCAACUUUUACAGACGAUCAACUGAUGUCAUUGUGUUUGGAUCUGUUUAUGGCAGGAGCCGAAACAACAAGUAACACUUUGGGGUUUGCCAUGAUGACAACCGUACUUUAUCCUGAUUUACAAAGGAAAAUUCAGGCAGAAAUAGAUAAAGAGGUGGGAAGAAAUCGCUGGCCAACACUAAACGAUAGGAUCAGAUUAAAAUACACAGAGGCAUUUCUGAUGGAGCUUCAAAGGCGUGUAACUAUAGCACCUCUGGGAAUUGCACAUAGAGCUGUAAGAGAUACCGAUCUUUACGGAUAUCUCAUUCCGAAAGACACGAUAAUUUUGACGAAUUUAUUCAGCGUCCACAUGGAUGAGAAUUAUUGGAAAGAUCCACACGCAUUUAGACCCGAACGGUUUUUGACUGAUCAUGGGGAUAUCUUUGUUGAUGAUAAACAUUAUAUACCUUUCGGUAGUGGAAAAAGGCGUUGCCUUGGAGAAGCUCUUGGAAAAGCUAACAUCUUUCUCUUUUUUACUGCCAUCCUGCAUAACUUCUAUUUAGUGAAAGCCGACGAUAGUGAGUUAAAACUGGAGGGCUACGACGGAGUGACUAUGGCACCAAAACCGUUCAGAGUCCGACUAAUCGCUAGACAAGACUAA
Diabrotica balteata is the source of this 1516-nucleotide messenger RNA. The record is from the annotation of a GenBank genome assembly. Lineage: Eukaryota; Metazoa; Arthropoda; Insecta; Coleoptera; Chrysomelidae.